Oryza sativa Japonica Group (Japanese rice) is the source of this 801-nucleotide messenger RNA. The record is from RefSeq and is a predicted model, not a curated record. Lineage: Eukaryota; Viridiplantae; Streptophyta; Magnoliopsida; Poales; Poaceae.
AAAGAAAAGGAGAUGCGGCGAGCAAGCGAGCGUCCAUUCCACGCGACUCCCCAACACAAAUACCACCACCACCUCCCACACCCACACCAAGCGCAGAGCUCCAGAGAGAGAGAAGGGAUCCAUCGACGCGCGAGCGCUUUGCUUAGAUUCCUUCGUCGCCGGCGAAUCCGUCCCCUUCGCGCCGCCCGCAAUGGCGAAUGCAGCAUCUGGGAUGGCUGUGGACGAUGAGUGCAAGCUCAAGUUCCUGGAGCUGAAGGCAAAGAGGACCUACCGCUUCAUCAUUUACAAGAUAGACGAGAAGAAGAAGAUGGUUGUCGUGGAGAAGGUUGGCGAGCCCGUACUGAACUACGACGAUUUUGCCGCUAGCCUCCCUGCCAACGAAUGCAGAUACGCCAUAUUCGACUACGAUUUCGUGACCGAGGAGAACUGCCAGAAGAGCAAGAUAUUCUUCAUUGCAUGGUCUCCUGAUACAUCGCGCGUGAGAAGCAAGAUGAUCUACGCGAGCUCCAAGGACAGGUUCAAGAGGGAGCUCGACGGCAUUCAGGUGGAGCUCCAGGCGACCGAUCCAACUGAGGUUGGCCUCGACGUGAUCAGAGGCCGUGCAAACUGAGCAUUGUUUUGAUGCUGCUACCUAUAAAAGUAUGAGCUUCAGAUGAGAAUUUAGAGAGCUCCCCUGAGGCAAUGGGUUAUGACUUUGUUAUCAUCUUAGUACUACUCCUAUCUAAGGGACGGUGUAAGGCUGUAAUCUAUGUGCGGUGCAAUGAUAAGGCUAUCCUUUCUGCGUUUGAUCAUGACAUCUCA